CGCCGACAUGAAGAGCUACGUGGCCAUUAUCCUGGUGUGGAGCGCCCUGGUGGCCUCCUCCAUGGCUGCUUCUAUAGACAUGCCCGAGAUCCAUACCCAAAGUCAGUUAGUCGGAGCAUCGGUGAGUUCGGCGAAAGGCCGUGAUCUAAGCCUCAUCGAUCCCAAUGUCAUGGGCAAGGGAAAGCCGACCCCCGAGGAGGAGAAGAACGCCCAGUUCUGGUACGACCUGGCCCACGAGGAGAUCGCCAAGCGGCUGGAGCUGCCGCAACUGGACAAGAGGAGGGCCAAGAACGUGAUCAUGUUCCUGGGCGACGGCAUGUCCUUGUCCACGGUGGCAGCCGCCCGCAUCCACAAGGGCCAGUUGAAGGGCAAUCCAGGCGAGGAGGAUUCCCUGAGCUUCGAGAAGUUCCCCUACACCGGUUUGAGCAGGACCUACUGUGCCAAUGCCCAGGUGGCCGACUCUGCCUGCACUGCCACAGCCUAUUUGUGUGGCGUGAAGGCCAAUAUCGUGGCUCUGGGAGUUACGGCGGCAGUGAACUUCAACAACUGCAGCGGCAGCGAGGAUCCGGCCAACCGGGUGGAGUCCAUCGCCGCCUGGUCUCAGGCUGCCGGAAAGGCCACUGGCAUCGUGACCACCACCACGCUGACCCACGCCAGUCCGUCGGGAGCGUACGCCAAGACCACUAACAGAUUCUUCGAGAGCGAUACGGAUAUCCUGACCUACGGCGAGGGCCAAAAUGAUCCGGCCACCUGCACGGACAUCGCCACCCAACUGAUCACUCAGUCGCCGGGCAAGAACUUUGACGUGAUGCUGGGCGGCGGAAUUGGCAAGUUCCUGCCCAACACCAUUACGGAUCCGUUCAACAAGAAGGGAGAGCGCUCCGACGGAGUGAAUCUACUGUCCCGCUGGCAGGGUCUGCAUCCCGGCGGAGUUUUGGCCUACAAUCGCGACCAGCUGCUGAGCGUGAAUGCCUCGCGGAUCACCAGUCUGAUCGGCACGUUCCGGUCGGGCGUGAUGAGCUUCCACAAGCUGGCCAAUCCCAAGGAGGAGCCCACUCUGGCGGAGAUGACGCGCAAGGCCAUCGAGGUGGUCAGCAAGGACGAGGACGGCUACUUCCUGUUUGUGGAGGGUGGUCUGAUCGACUACGGCAACCACUUCAACUCACCCACCUAUUCGCUGGACGAGACGCUACAGUUCGAGCAGGCGGUGGCGGAGGCUCUGGGAAUGACCGAUCCCGAGGAGACCCUGAUCGUGGUCACCUCCGAUCACGCUCAUCCGCUGACCAUCUCUGGCUAUCCUGGCAGGGGAACCCCCAUCCUGGGACUCAACCAGCAUGACACCGAUGUGAACGGUGUCAAGUACGCCACGCUGAACUAUGCCGUGGGUACGAAGCAGUACCUGGACGAGCAUGGCCAGCGCAUCGAUCUUACCGAUCAAAUUGGAGCGGAAGACUUCAUCCAUCCCAGCUAUAUCCACGGUAGAAUCGGCGUACAUGCUGGCGAUGAUGUGGGAAUCUUUGCCACUGGCCCCCAAAGUCAUCUCUUCAGUGGAAUGAUGCAGCAGAGCACCAUUCCCCACCUGAUGGCCUACGCCUCGUGUGUCGGCAAUGGACCCACUCUAUGUGACAACAAUGAAGACUAGAAUUCCAAUGAACAUUUUAAAUAGAGUAUUUGAAAAGCA
Messenger RNA from Drosophila elegans, 1681 nucleotides. RefSeq names its product membrane-bound alkaline phosphatase (gene Alp7). The record is from RefSeq and is a predicted model, not a curated record. Gene Ontology annotation, molecular function: alkaline phosphatase activity. The transcript has 4 exons. NCBI's taxonomy places the organism in Eukaryota, Metazoa, Arthropoda, Insecta, Diptera, Drosophilidae. Gene Ontology annotation, biological process: dephosphorylation. The coding region runs from base 8 to 1642 and encodes 544 amino acids.